AUGACUAAAAUUAGCCUAAAAGUUAAAUUACGCCUACUACUAGCUUCUAAUGUAUUAUUGCCAUUAGAAGCUGUUUGUUGUCCUGUGGACUGCUGCGCAAACUGGCUUCCCGAUGAAGUCGGAGGAGAAGUGACAGCUGGAUGGUCAAUAUCCAUGCCAGCUGUCCUAGGUGGCGAUGACGGCUGUACAUCCACAUCAGAAUAUGCUGCCUUGAAUCAUGCUCUCAGCCCUUCAUCGACUAACCGUACACCUUGCAACUGGUUACCCAGUAUAUACAGAAAAACAAUAUUGUUUAGUACUUACUACGGCCGAGCUCAGUCCCUUAAUUUGUGUUAUAUAAAGAGGUGUCAGCAAGCCAAAACUGACCUCAUCAGGUUUGCGACUUGUUUCACGAACUUCAGCAACAAUGACAUCAGUGUCGAUAUUUCUAUUCACCUCAGGAUUUCCUUUUACUCCAACAAGGCAAUGCUCUUUGCUGUGGUUGAGCCAAUGGCCCGUUCGGCCCGUUCUGAUAAUCCUCUGGAGUUGAUUGGUCUUCACCCAUAUUAUCUCCUCCACACGCUUGUAACCCCAAAGCUCCAAGCUGCACAAUCAUCUUUUGCUUUUGAUCCACUGUGGUUCUCCAAGCUCGACUUCCGAGCAAUAGUGAGCGCUUUGAAGCUUCGAGGGCUUCGGAGGAGGCCGGUGGAUGAGAUCAAGAAGCUCCUCACCAGUCUUCGACUUCUGCAUCUCUCUGAAACUCUUCUUGUUCAGCAAAGCCUCGAGAUCCUUCAUGUCAUCUUCCUCGGUCCUCGGCUUCACUGCAAGUGCAUUUGCAGCCCCUCCGGAAGCCAUCUGUCUGUGCAUGAGUGGAGGUACAGGCAGCCAUUGUCCUCGGCCAUGGACCUCAGGGCCGUUCUCCACCGCCAGGAUGGGCCCGGACUCACCGCCCAGCUCCCUCAGGGCGGCCCGAUCGGCCGGCCCGGCCGACGACGGGCCGUUCUCCAGCUUCCUCAGCACCGUGGAGGAAUCGAUUGCGCUGAAGGGGACCCUCUCCAGCAGGCACACGGCGACCAUGGACCGGACGACAAGGAGCGGGCCCCCGCUUUCUUCGAUCAUGGCCCGCUCGUUCUGGCGAGGGGAGGGCCGGGGGACGGCGGCGGGGAUUUUGGCCUUUUGGGGUUGUCGGGGGGCAAUUUGGGGAUAUGGGUCUUGGGAUGGGCGGGCUUUGGGGGCAAGAUCUGGGAAAGGGGGGUGAAGGGCGCGUUGUUGAAGGCGGAAAUGGCGCGGAGGGAGAGGUCGAGGGAGGAGACGAGGUCGGGGACGGCGGUUUGGAGGGAGGAGAUGAGGUCCAGCUGGGCCGAGUGGAGGGUAGGAGUGGGAUUAAUAGCAGAACUUGAUGAAACAGGUGUGUUUGAAGGGAAACAACCAUGGGAAUGGGCAGAGAACCAGGUGGAAACUGAGCUACUUGGAGUGAGGUGGACCUUGGAAUUGGCAGUGCAGCAAGGCUGGUCAGAGGAACACUAG
Molecule: messenger RNA, 1506 nt
Organism: Striga asiatica
Lineage: Eukaryota; Viridiplantae; Streptophyta; Magnoliopsida; Lamiales; Orobanchaceae
Source: the annotation of a GenBank genome assembly